UUCGACCUACCUCACGUUGUCCGAGACUCUCCCUCUAUUCCUGGUGUGGAACAUGUGGGAGGAGAUAUGUUUACUAGCUUGCCGAAAGGAGAUGCCAUAUUCUUGAAGUGGGUAUGUCAUAAUUGGAAUGAUGAAGAUUGCCUGAGGAUCUUGAAAAACUGCCACCAAGCUCUGGCAGAAAAUAAGAAGCUGAUCAUAGCAGAAUUCAUUCUUCCUGAGGUGCCCGGGGGAAGCGACGAUGCAACCAAGGGUGUGGUUCAUAUGGAUGCUAUAAUGAUGGCACAUAUUCCGGGUGGAAAAGAGAGGUCGGAGAAAGAGUUUGAGGCCUUGGCUACUCAAGCGGGAUUUAAAAGUUUUAGCAUGGUGUGCUGUGCUUUCAAUACUUGGAUUAUGGAACUUACCAAGUAGAGCUACAGCUAGCACUGUGUUUCCAAGUGUUCUAUAUAUGUAUGUAGCUUCUGUUUUGAAGUUGCAGUUAGACAUGUACAAUAAGGGCCGCAAUCCCAUGUCUGUAUUAAUGCACCCUACGUGAUAUAUAUUGCCCAAAAAUUUACUUCUGUUGUGUGAAAUAAACUUAUUUCAAAGUCUAGUCAAAAUAUAUGUAUUAAUGCACCCUACGUGAUAUAUAUUGUUAUGGCUUAUGCCCUUUUAAUUGUUGA
Daucus carota subsp. sativus is the source of this 659-nucleotide messenger RNA. RefSeq names its product bergaptol O-methyltransferase-like. The record is from RefSeq and is a predicted model, not a curated record. Gene Ontology annotation, molecular function: S-adenosylmethionine-dependent methyltransferase activity; O-methyltransferase activity. Gene Ontology annotation, biological process: methylation. NCBI's taxonomy places the organism in Eukaryota, Viridiplantae, Streptophyta, Magnoliopsida, Apiales, Apiaceae. Bases 67 to 408 code for a protein of 113 amino acids. The transcript has 3 exons.